AGAAACAGAAAUUUACUUUACUGCAUAAGUGACUGGCACUGACCGGGGCACUGACUUAUGCAGAUUAGUGAUCAAAGUCCCGUUAAUGAAUUCCCUAUACUUCAACGCAAUUUUUUUUCUCUAGGAAUAUCAUCACCACAAAUUAUUUCGGUGUAGAAAGAAAAAAAAAUCAUGAUUAUGAUAAAAAAUAGAAAUGCUCGCUAUCUUCCUCCCCAUUUGGCCGUCUGCUAAUGGUCGCCAGGUACAGCGAGGCUCUAGCUGUAUACCGAGUGUGCUGUAUAUAGGUACCGUACUAGCUGCGGGAAAGAUGGCGGUCUUCAAUCACGGCGUAGACAAGCCUUUCUGCUAAGUUAAAAAAAGGCUCCUGAUCGCAAACCAAAGAAACUCUUCCCGAUUUAACAUAGGCCACGUCUAGCUAGACAUCUAACUUUCAUAUAUUAUACUAGAUCUACUGAGCUGUGACCUACUGCGUGUAAACGGAAUGAAGCCCGAUCAGUGAGCUGAGCCUGAGUGAGGAAAAAUCUGACAAUUCCGAGUGACAUGACUCAGUUUCUCUUUCUCUAACUGACACUGUCACUGCACUGCCACUGAGCUGAUGAGGUGACGAUGUGCUCAUCAUGCGGGUGAAAACGGCCGACGUCAGGCAAAUAAACGGAGCUGAGGCUGAGCUGAUCCCGAGAGUGAGACUGGUGAUGGAGAGUCUGGCUCGAGUAAUUGUGAGGUGAUUUGUUUAUGUGAUAGUGAUAUAUCCCUUACAUGGCACAGUAAUGAUAACCAUGGAGAAAAUUGAAGAAGUGGCCAAUCAAAGGCCAGGAGCUGGAGACUGUGUCUUGCCGAAUGGCAUGGAGCAUCACCUGUCAUCUGAGAAGCAAGGAUCACCAUCCAAGCUCUCCAAAGUCCUGGAUCAUAGACAAACAAAAUGCCAUACUCUUCAAGUUGCAGUUAAUGGAGACAUGAACCAUGAUGGUUUACAAGUGCAAUCUUCCCCAGACCAUCUUAUUUCUAAGAGGAGAGAAAAUGGUGACCCCUCCACAAGUAGCUCAUUGGACGAACAACCCCCUACUACCCCCAUCUGUAAAAACUACCCUGAUCACCACUUGCUCAGAGGCAUUAGAAACAAUGGAGAAUCCCCUCCCAGCAGUACUGAUGUCAGAUGUAUUACCAAUGGGGAAUUUGUAUCGGACUCUGUUAAAAUGCCAGAAAGGCGGAAAAGUCGUGAACUGAGCUUGAGCCUUGGCUUGCCUCCAAGGGAUUGUGUCAUAAGGGAAGAGGAUGAAAACAGAACUGAAAGUGAUCCUAGACAUAAAGUGGUCUUAAAAGAUAAACUCCCACCUCCCAAAGAAUCUCUGCUAUUAAGACUCUUUGAGUCAAAGCAUCUUGAUGCUUCAAUUGCCAUAACACACUUGUACAAGUCUAAGGAGCCAGGAGUCCAAUCAUACAUUGGCAAUAAGCUGUUCAGUCUAGAUGAGGAUGAUUUUGAUUUCUACCUGCCUCAGGUUCUCAAUAUUUUCACCCACAUACCAGAUUUAGCAGAUGUCAUUCGCCCAUAUCUUACACAUAGGUGCAAAUCAAGCAUAGACUUCUCCUUGCAUUUAGUAUGGAUGUUGGAAGCCUACAUGCCAGACUUGAACUUUCCAUCCCGCAAGCAGUCUCGAGGAGCUAAGCUUCGAAAGCAGAUUCUCUCUGAGGAGCUGCGGCCAAAGGUGAAGCGUGAAUCACUUUCAUCAACGGCAUCUCAGUUGCCUUCUAUGGAUCUUCACAGUCCAACAUCGAUGGUUUCCCCAAAGAGAACACAUUCAAGAUCCAGAUCAGAUGCCACUGCAACAAUCACACCAGACAUAGUAGGAGCAUUGCGGCAAGGAGACAGACGUCUUGGAGACCUUACCUCUGGUCGUGCCUUUGACAGCCAGUGUACCUGCUUUGACAGCUCUGAAAACAAACUAAAUGAAUUGACAGGGCGCCCUCAGGCAGUAAUGGAUUGCCAGUGUCAGGCCCCAAGACUUGCACCAAUGUUAGAAUUUCUCAAGGUUUUGAUGGGUAUUGGUAAGAAACUACAGGGUCUACCUACAAGAGAGCUGAGAACGACUCAAUUAUUUUCUGAGCUUCAGAAGUUAAACUUGAAUCUCCCAGCUAGGAUCUGGGUUCCCUCAACUGCCUCAAAGAAUCACCAUGUUGUCCGCAUUCCACACACUGCUGGGGUAGUCCUCAACUCGAAAGACAAAGCUCCUUAUCUCAUCUACGUUGAGGUGUUAGACUGUGAGAACAAGCACACAUCACCCCUUCCAGCAAAGAUCCUAGAAAACACCUUGCGAUUUACCAAGUCAGAAGAGAACCUCAGCAGGUAUUUUAAUGGUGAAUCUGCUCCAGCUACUCAUACACCACCGACAAUGUAUGCAGUCUAUCACAUGAAUGAUUCUGAUCAUGAUUGCUGGUCACAGGAGGAUGAUGAUAUACUCCAGCAAUACUCAAGCUACUCAAAGAAGUCUAGCUCUAGUGAUACAAUAUCUCAAUUCUCACAUGAGAGUGUGACUAGUACAGACAGCAAGGAACCAGUCUAUAUCGCUGCUGGUGAUAUCAGGAGAAGGCUUGCAGAAUCCAUGACAACGCCUUCAACAACAUUCAAGCAUGACCCAGAAGAUCCUUCAGCCUCAGCAUUGAAAGAGCCAUGGGAUGAAAAAGAGAAACGUAUCAGACAGUCAUCACCGUAUGGACAUUUGCCUAACUGGCGCCUUCUUACCGUCAUUGUAAAGUGUGGCGAUGACCUACGACAGGAACUUCUCUCAUUCCAGUUCAUCACACAAUUACAGAACAUAUGGAGGCAGGAGCAUGUUCCACUGUGGGUACGUCCCUGCAACAUCCUGGUGACAUCUAACAACAGUGGUUUGAUUGAGCCUAUCAUCAAUGCCAUCUCCCUUCAUCAGGUGAAGAAGAACAGUAAGAGUACACUCCUGACGUACUUCCAUCGAGAGUUUGGUGGACCAAGCACAGAGAACUUCCUCACUGCACAGAAGAACUUUGUGCAGAGCCUUGCAGCGUACUGCUUGGUCUGCUACUUGGUUCAAGUCAAGGAUAGGCACAAUGGUAACAUCCUUCUAGAUCCUGAAGGUCAUAUAAUCCACAUUGAUUUUGGUUUCAUUCUCUCAUCUUCACCCAAGAACCUUGGCUUUGAGGCAUCCCACUUCAAACUCACACAUGAAUUUGUAGAGGUAAUGGGUGGUGUUGGAAGUGACAUGUUUGAAUACUACAAGAUUCUGAUGUUACAGGGAUUAAUAGCUGCAAGGAAACACAUGGACAAGCUAGUUCAACUGGUUGAGGUGAUGACAGGAUCUGAGCUGGCCUGUUUCAAGCAGGGUGCAAGUACAGUGAAAGCCAUGAAGGAAAGAUUUCAUAUGAACCUGACAGAGGAACAGCUUCAGCUUUGGGUGCAGAACAUGGUAGAGUCCAGUAUGCAUUCUCUAACCACCAGACUGUAUGAUGGGUUCCAAUACCUCACCAAUGGCAUAUUCAUCUAGACAUCAGUGGAAUAGCCAAGAGGACUUCCAGCUGACAAGAUCUGUCCUGGUGCAGUGGUUAAAUCGCUGGGUUUUUACCAAGUGUUUAAAAUGUUUUGCCCCAAAAUCAUUUGACGGUCCUUCAUUGUGUGUGUGAGCUACGUUCACCCAGGUGAGUUGGAAAGGACCACCAGAUUUUCUAGAAUGCUGCCAGCUGUGAUCUGUGUGAAUGAAGUAACAUGGUUAUAUGAGACACCAUCAUUAUCAUUGUUAAUUGAUAGAAAGGGACUGUGAGUGUUGACAUCUGGAAAUGAUUCUGAUAGACAAUAAAAGACUUCCCCAAAAGUGUUUCAUGAAGUAUCUUAUCAGUAAUUUUCACUGACAAACUUGCUCUGAGCCAUUCAGAUUCAAGGAUUAUAAUAACACGUGAAAAUGACUAUUUUUUCAUGACAUGCUCCCUGGGACCCAAUCAUCAUCUAGGGAAAGAUUUCUUCUUUACCAUUAGCAUCAGAAUUGAUCACCUUUGUGGGGUCCAAAAGAAGAAAAAGUCCAAGAUGUGAAUAGUUGGUUGUGAGUAGGGGUAUAAAUUUCCUCCUUCAAAGUUAGAAUCUCAGUUUGCUAUUGAAGGCCCUCGAGGCAUCUGGCAAUUUUAGUGUGUACAAUUCUUUGAUGAUUUUAGAAUUCUGGUUAGAAUCUCAGGUUGUUAAAGUCAAUAAUUUCUUUCCUCAUGUAAUGCUUAUCAGAUGAAAUAUCAGCUUAAGAAGAAAUAUUACUGAGGCAUUUGUAAGUUAUUCAGAGGAACCUUUUUUGUAUGGAUUUCAAAUUGAUGAAGAGGAAUGAAUUUGUAAUGUAAAUGACCCAAGUCAUUAAUGAGUGGUUUGUAGUUUAGAGUGAUUUGAAAGAAUUAAAGUUCAAAUGUGGAUCAAUGACAAAGAAUGAAUUUGAAAGGUAAGCUUGUAAACUGAUAAGUCAAUGAUUCAUGUGCUUGUACUGUGAUUGUGUUUGAUUGGCUUGAUGAAGUUAGAGCAGCUGUUGUUGUUUCAACUUUCAAAUGAGCUUUGGAAACGGACCAAUUUGAUGUUGAUGAAAUUGAAUCAUCCUUUGCAAGCUUAUUUUCUCUUGUACUCUCAUUAAAAUGGGUGGAACAGUUCAGCUUUUCAUGUUGUUUAAGAUCAUUGUUUAUUAAUUAAUAAUUCUGGUAUUUCAUGAGGAAAACGACAGGGCCAAACUACAGUGGUUUAAAUAGGCCGCAUGAAGCUAAAAUCUAUGUCUGCUAUUUAUGUGUUGUUAGUUUACAGCCCUAAAAUGAACAAAAUGAUUAUUAAAAAAAUAAAUGUUUUGAUUUUUUUAUAGAUGUUCUGUAUUCAUGGUGGAAUAUAGUGCCCUCUUUUAGGGCUAGAAAAGAAUGGGAGGGAAGCACUCCAUCCUAACAAGGUUUGCUUUAUGGCAACUGGAAAAUUGUGUUUUAUUUUUGAAAAAUACAUGUAAGGCUGCCUUGUUAGCAAAUUUUUCUACCACCUUACCACAUUUAAUUUUAAAUACUUACUGUGUUUUUGUAAGGAAAAGGAUAACUCAAAACAAAAAUUUCAUAACCACUUUUCUGAGUACAUUGUGGUUUUAGGAAUGAUCUGUAUUGGUCCUAAAGGAAAAUAUAUUGAAAUCAACAUUACAAAAAGGUGGUAAUAAUAAUUGUUCCAAAUCAAACAGAUACAUUUCUAUUUUGUAGACAAAUGUGAUGACAAGGCAUUGCAUUUCUUUGUGUAUUAUGUGUUACUAGGCACAUGAUGAAGUCGUAUGUAUGUUACUUAUGUUUCUGUUCUCUCAUAAGUGCUUUGAAAUAUCUUUGAUUUGAAAGAGUUUAUGAACGUGUGUAUAACUGGCAUUCGGAAUAAGCCUUCAUUGUUUUUCUCCAUGUGUUUCACAGGGUAUAAAUUAUACAUGAUGGCAUACCCCUUUCUAUAUCCCUCUUUCCCUUCUUGCAUUCCCUCUUUCUCCUUCUGUCUCUAACACACCUUCACUAUCUCUUUCACGACAUCAGAUGAAUGUAAAAUAAUGUGUUGUCAUACAGAGCAGAGCAGUAUAUACCAAUAUAUUGUAUGGAAUUUUAGUUUAACAAAAAGUGACAAUACAGGACUAUUUAUCUGAAUUACAACUUAUAGUAUGUCUGUAGCUUAUGUGUGGAUUGUAUUUAAUUUUCUUGUUUGAAUUCGUGAUUAAAAGAAUCGUCUUGCCAAAGCCUCUAUUUUUGUAAUUAUAAUUAUUGCAGAGCCCAUAUUCUUUAUAGUAGUAUCACUAUUAUAUCAAUUUGUAAUGAACAUGUACCUUACUAACUUUGCCAAGGAUAGUUUUAGUAGGCUAUUUCUGUAUUUGUCAGCUAUUUAAUUAUUUAAGUUUGUAACAAAGAUGGUGUGCUUAUAGUGGAUUCAGAUUAAUUUGCACCAACUUUAUCGGUUUAAUUUGACUGUUAUUCAUCAGCCAUAAUUAUGUGAGGUGUGAGAACACACAACUGUACUGAAAUAUUGUAAUUAUUUUCAUUUGCCCAAGUCCAGUGUAAAACAAUCUUUUUAUCAUGCAAAAUGAACUUGUGAGGAUUCUUUUUUCUUACACCUCUAAAAUCAUCAUAUCUCAGACUGCCAUGUCACUGGUACUGGCCUACUUAUAUAUCAAUGCAUAAUUAUUUACACUGGUAUCAUUCAUCAUUUCACCUAAUUAUCAGCACAUCAUUUUAAUAAGAUCCAAUACAAUCGAUCACACGCCUCUUCAAACAUGUCACUAUAUAUUGUCUUCUAUUCUACAUUUUGAGGAAAAAGAAAACAAGUUAUAAUAAACAACGAGACCUAUAUUUACUAGUCUGUUGUUCAUGGAACGGUUUCUUUUGAAAUAAGAACAAUAUCCUCAAAAGUAGAUCAAAGACAGAGAGGUCAACACUUAUUGUUUAAUGUGAUGAGUACUUGUAAUUUGUUUGUGUAUUUAAGUAUGUUUCCAUUCUUGGCUGCAUGUGUUUAGUGUUACAUGUAGCUCAUUUAUCAAAACAUAGCACAAACAACUAGAUUAUAUCUGCUUUGUAAUUGUGUUAUCUAUGCAAUAGUUUAAGUAGAAGAUGAUGCAGAUUAUCCAGUAUUGAUUAAAGUUAGAAUAAUUUGCCUAAUAUUAAGUGGAAAUAUAGCCCUCAAACAGGUGGUGUGUCACAAGUGAUAUGUAAUAACCUCUUUAUAAGUUUUCUUGAAUGACCAAAAUCACCUUUGCAUUUUGCUCUCACUACCUGUGACCCUACUAGCGAUCAUUCAGGAACUUUUUUCUUAGACUUGAAGUUAAUCCUGUAAGACAUAGUGUAAAUUAAUACAACCUGAUUAAUGGGCUUAUCAUUCCUGUGUUAAGUGUACAUGUAAUUAAAUUAUUUGCAAUGCUUCUAUGAAUUUACAGCCUUGGAAUGAACAGAACACAAAGUACAUCAAGUUUCAAAGUGAACACAAACAUUUGUAAUUAGUAGCAGAGUUCGAAUCCUUAAUUUUGAUUGGUUGAUAAUUGGUAGUAGCUGAGCACUAUGCAUGCAACUACAAAUUUGAUUUAUCAUUGAAGUUUUGUGUUCAUUCAGGAGAUGUUGUGAUUACAGAGCCUGUUACUGUUUUUUGGAUUUGGUUAGUCUGCAUGCACAGACCUUGGUUUUUGCAUUGUGUAUAAUGCCAAGUCUGAAGUAGUGAGACUAGAUUGUACUGUCGUUGCUUCAACACAUUUUGUUUGGAGUCUCGUCUCCUCCCCAGACAUUAUUUGUUAUAGUUUAAUAUUUGAGUCUGUGUUAGCAGACUAAUUUUUGAUAGCACUUUUAUGUUAUGCAAUGAACUCUAUAAUAAUCCUAUUGCAAAUGAAAAGAAGGUUGUUGUCAAAUACUGAUCCUCCCCUAUCCAUCAUACAUUCCAUAACAUUAAAAUUCCCAAGAAUGGGUGUUAUUUUUAUGAGAAAUAGCACAAGAAAAUAUUUUGGAUUACAUCAUUGACUAAGUCAUUAGAGAUCUCAUUAUUAAUCAUACUUUAGUUUAGUCUCAACCUUGUUAUGUUGAUGUGGAUAUAAAUGCCACAUUAAAUGGGUCACAUCCCUGAUGAUUUGCUGGUAAACACAUUUAAAAAUAAGAAAUGAAUUCUAAAAAAGUGAUGUUUCAUGAUCAGUUGGCUUUAUAUGGAUGAUUCUACUGAUGUAUCUUUGGAUUUUUGAAACUCUAUGUCAGCUCAAAGUAGAUGUUUUUUGAAGGUAUGUAGCAUUUGAAUUUGCCUGAAGAAAUGUUCAAAGUACAUAUAUGUUCAAAUGUGUAAAGGUAUGUGACUUAUGGUCAUUAUAGAUACAAUCAUGAGAGGUACAAAGGUCAAUUCUGAUGUCUUUUGUAAAUCUAGUCUUCAAAUUAUUGUAUAAAUACAUGUAUGUAAUAUGAAUAUAAUAAAAAUGAUAUAAUAAUA
Messenger RNA from Lytechinus pictus (painted urchin), 7939 nucleotides. RefSeq names its product phosphatidylinositol 4-kinase beta-like. Gene Ontology annotation, molecular function: 1-phosphatidylinositol 4-kinase activity. The transcript has 14 exons. Gene Ontology annotation, cellular component: membrane; cytoplasm. The record is from RefSeq and is a predicted model, not a curated record. Gene Ontology annotation, biological process: phosphatidylinositol phosphate biosynthetic process; phosphatidylinositol-mediated signaling. The coding region runs from base 768 to 3512 and encodes 914 amino acids. Lineage: Eukaryota; Metazoa; Echinodermata; Echinoidea; Temnopleuroida; Toxopneustidae.